AUGACAUGUGCCAAAUUGUGUUUGUGUUACUUGUGUCCUGGAGAUGUCCAGCAGCCAAGUGCUCGUCAGGAGUGGAGGAGCUCGCUUUUGCAGCAGGACAAUUCACAGCUUCCCCACAUCAAGGAAGAAGAGGAAAUUGACAUCAGCAAGUUGCCACUACCUGUUGUGAAGAGUGAAGAGGAGGAAGAACAUCCCGCUCACUUCAAAAAAGAGGACCAUCUCCACACUGAGGAAGAGGAGCAAAUGGAUGUCAGCAAGUUGCCAGUGAUUGUGGUCUCUGUGAAGUGUGACGAUGAUGAAGAUGAAACACCCCAGUGGUCGCAGAUUAACCACGACAGCACAAGUGGAGGUACACUGCCGAACAAUCUGUUAUCGCCGCUGUCGGACACGGAUGGCAUCGAAGAACCUUUGAGGGAUGACGCAGAUUACGAGGACAAGCAGUUGAAUUGUGGAGAGAAGGAGGCAGCUCCUAAAAAGAAAACUUCUCACACACGUAAAUGUCACACAUCUGAAGAACAUUUCAGCUGCUCAAUUUGCGGAAUAAAAUGUGCUCAAAAUCGACCCAUGAUUAGACACAUGAGAACACACACAGGAGAAAAACCUUUUAGUUGCUUAACUUGCGGUAAGGCGUUUUCUCUCAAGGAAUAUAUGAAAUCACACAUGAAAAAACACACAGGUGAAACCCCCUUUUGUUGCACAUUUUGUGGUAAAAGAUUUUCUCAAAAGAAAACAUUGCAAUCGCACAUGAGGACGCACACUGGAGAAAAACCCUUCCGUUGCUCAUUGUGUGGUAAAAGAUUUGCUCUCAAGCUAAACAUAGUCAAACACAUGAGGACACACACAGGGGGAAAAUGCUUUCUUUGCUCAACAUGCGGUAAAACCUUCUCGGAACGGCAUCGUCUAGUAUCGCACUUGAGAACGCACACGGGAGAAAAACCAUUCGCUUGCUCAACUUGCGGUAAGACCUUCUCACAAAGGCAUCAUAUGGCGUCACACGUGAAAACACACACAGGAGAAAAACCUUUCAUUUGCUCCGUUUGUAGUACGGCGUUUUCUCGAAAAGUCAAUCUCGAGAUACACAUGAGAACGCACACUGGGGAGAAACCUUUUCGUUGUUUAACUUGUGGUAAAACGUUCUCUGUCAAAGCAACCAUGGUCAAACACAUGAGAACGCACACAGGAGAAAAACCCUUUCAUUGCUCUGAGUGUGGUAAAAGAUUCACUCAAAAGGUAAACAUGGUAAUACACAUGAGAUCUCACACUGGAGUGCAAGAAUUUUGUUGAUCCGCAAAAACAGAGUGG
Syngnathus acus (greater pipefish) is the source of this 1302-nucleotide messenger RNA. Its product is annotated as zinc finger protein OZF-like. Lineage: Eukaryota; Metazoa; Chordata; Actinopteri; Syngnathiformes; Syngnathidae. The transcript has a single exon. Gene Ontology annotation, cellular component: nucleus. The record is from RefSeq and is a predicted model, not a curated record. Bases 1 to 1284 code for a protein of 427 amino acids.